Molecule: messenger RNA, 624 nt
Organism: Drosophila hydei
Lineage: Eukaryota; Metazoa; Arthropoda; Insecta; Diptera; Drosophilidae
Exons: 2
Coding region: 133-453 (106 amino acids)
Biological process (GO): spermatogenesis; sperm DNA condensation
Source: RefSeq, a predicted model, not a curated record
UAAAUCAGUUAAUACAGACUAGUUUACUCUACGCAACACAAAUGUAAUAUAUUUCUCCUCUGUUAUCAUCUCAGUAUUAAAUUAUUAAGUAUUGUAUUGCACUUUGCAAAUUUACCGUGAGCUUCGUCGACAAUGGUUAAUGCUCCGUUGGCCCGAGAUGUUUUGGAUAAUCCAAUUUUGGUGGCACCGCUGCCCUAUAUCAACUUUUUACGUUACUUUAAGCGCAAGCAUCCAACAUAUGGAGUACGGCGCCUGCUGCAGGAGGCGCCCGCCCACUGGGAUGCCAUGACCAAAGGACAAAAGAAUCUAUUCCAGAAAAAGCGCAUCCUGGCGAGAGUAGCACGCUCCCCACAAAUUCGACUCUGUCGCGUCCUGCAUCGCAAUGAAUGCAAAUCAAUUGCAAACUACAUGCGCAGGACGUUUAGACGCAAGCAAAAUAAUCGAGCUAAAUAAUUGACUUAGCUGAUUUAGCUAUUCCAUGUGUUAAUAUGUUCGCUUCGUCACAAAGUACAUGUGUAACAGAUCAAAAUUUACUGUGAGACAAUAUCAGAGGUCUAAUAACGAAGUCGGAUUAAUUGUAAAACGACAACACCAUUUUAAUAUGUGAAUAUUAAUAAACAAAAC